Plasmodium vinckei vinckei is the source of this 873-nucleotide messenger RNA. Its product is annotated as fam-a protein. Bases 1 to 873 code for a protein of 290 amino acids. The transcript is spliced from 5 exons. The record is from RefSeq and is a predicted model, not a curated record. Lineage: Eukaryota; Apicomplexa; Aconoidasida; Haemosporida; Plasmodiidae.
AUGAAUAAAAGAUACAUUAAGAUUGCUUUGGCACUUUUAAAUAUCGCAGGAUACAUACAAAAUGUAGCAUUUGGAAUCGGAUCUUCUGCAAAUGGUGCUAAGAACUCCAACUCCCUCCGCCAAAAAACAGUAUAUCAAGAAUACAAAGACAAGGAAUGUAAAGACAUGUAUGAAACUUUUGCAGCAAUAGACCAUGCAAAAGAGGCGUUACCACUUUUACUAAAACUUGCUGAGAAUACGAACAGUUAUUCGGUUAAUUCUACAGAAAAUGAAAACAAAACUAUAUAUUCUAAGAAAAUUGGAAAUAUAGAUAUUGGAAGGCUUCAUCUUACUAUUCCAUCUGCCUCUAAGUAUUAUGAUAUAGUAAAGAAUCUCUGGGAUUACAAUGAUAAACAAAAAUCGAGUCUCAAAUUUAUUAAUGGAAAUGGUGCUCGUUUAUACUCCAAAUAUUUAAUCUUGUUUGAAAAACUUAACAUAGAUGGAAACCAUGUAAACUCUCAAAAAAGAUAUGCUUUAGGUGCAGGAAUUAAACAAACAAAUGACACAUUCGUAAUUGUUUGUCCUACAAGACCUCUAAAUUAUGAUGGUAAAAUCAAUCAAGAAACUGAUUUGAAAGAAAUAUUCGAAAAUACAAAAUCAAUCGAAGAUGACAUUGAUGCUGAGGAAGCAUUAAGCAAAUUGGGUGCUAACAUAGCCGGAUUUGUAGUUAAAAGAGGCGGAGAUUAUCAAGUUCAUGCUACUUAUAUCAACGCUGUAACCAACCCCAAAAAUAUUAACAUAAUCAUUUUUUUUCGUAGAUCUAUAAUGGUGGCAAACUCGGUAGAAUUGCCACCAAUAAAAGAGAGAGAGGUCUUGUAUAUACAAAUAUUAUAA